Molecule: messenger RNA, 1998 nt
Organism: Peronospora belbahrii
Lineage: Eukaryota; Oomycota; Peronosporomycetes; Peronosporales; Peronosporaceae
Source: the annotation of a GenBank genome assembly
AUGUUUAAUAAGAAUAACACGUUAAAUGGAAGUAAAAUCAUCAGUACAUCCUCUAGUGGAUCAGGCUCUCGAGUAUUUGCGGAACAAGUAUCUCGACAGUAUGAAGUGCCACGUGCUAUGACAAAAGAACGUGUCAAAGAGCUUGCUACAAUUGGUGAACGUCGAGCAAAUCAAUUAAUUCGAUGGAUUAUAGAUGAUGAUCAAGGCAUUAGUGGCUCAAUAGCUGCUAAUGCAGUCUUACGUCAACAAAAAGAGAAUUUUACAGUCUAUGAAAUGCAUGAUGAUGUCGAUGACUUAUUAGUCAUGAAAGGUGUUGUACGAUUACAAAAUACAACAUGUGAUGAAGUACUGGCGUUACUAUCAGGUCGUACGGCUGCUGAAGUCGAUGCGUUCUUGCAGGAUUUAUUGGGUGCACAAUACGCAGCUGGACAAGCAUUACACUAUACAGAAGUUAGUACGGACGCAGGGAAUGCACCGGAAUCAGCACUUGAGCUGAAUUCACCACUUGCACCACAAACACCAAGAGGAUCGAAACCUGAAACGUCAUCGCUCAUGAUACAAUGGAUGGCACUUAAUGAUGUGCAUCCACAAGCGCCACUUCGAGAGUUUUUCUUUAUGCGCUUCAAUCAGCGAUAUAGCAAUCGAAACAGCGCCAACAAUUCUUCACUUGGAGGUAGUGCAUCGUAUGGUGUUUCGGUAUUAGAGUCCCUCGAACUGCCAAGGUGCGGUCCUAUCUUUUCGCAGACUCAUAUGCAGCGUCAGGCACUGCACAAGUGCGGUUUUGUGGUCGAGGCGUCCGAGGAAAAGAACUCUAACACUACGCGCGUGUCUUUUUUCAUUUCGGCACCUUACCGUGCGCAUUCACUCGAGCAGGACCGAGCAUGGCUAUUGCGUCUUGCAGGAUGCGUACGGCUAGUGCCAAGUGCUCUUGUGAACCGCCGCAUUCGCCGUAACCAAUUACGUGAUCGUCGGAGCUGGCACUUUCGGGACACUUGUUCAGUGUGUAGCGGUGACUUUUCCAUGUUCACACGCCGCGCUCAUCACUGCCGCAUUUGCGGUUCUGCUGUGUGCUCCAAGUGCUCGGCUAUUCGAAAGGAAACGCAGCGCUCCAAGUUUUCAGGAAGUACGCGUGUGUGCAUGGCGUGCUUGAAUGGCGACCAGAAUGGACUGAAUGGACUAACAGGAUCUUCUAGCACCUGCGAAACUAGCGACGUUGGCCGGACAAGCGCUGGCAACGGAGCAUCGAUUCGUGACAGUGACGGGGAGUGCUUUGGGUGCUCGACACACGUCACGCUGGAGGAAGUCGAUGCUGGAUCAGGAGUUGAGUCAACGCUUGCAGAAAACUUUUUUGGCAGUCCGAGCAACACGUCUAGCAGUGGUUUCAGCCAAGGUGGUGAAGUUGAUGGUGACGUGUACACUAACACACCUUUUGACUACGAAUUGACAUUCACGAAAGGAAAUCCUUGGCCGGAUGCUCCUUUGACGACGACGGAGAAAGAGCGCAUCAAGAUCAUUCAAAGACUGAACCUGUCUCAGGAUUUCGCUAAUACCGUGCUCCGCGAUCUGUUGGAUUUGGCGUGUACGACCGUCAACUGUCCAGUAGCAGCUCUAUCUGUUGUGACAAAAUCUACGAGUUUAUUCGUUACCACGAUUGGUCUUGUGGGUGACCAAGUACCGCGCGACAUUGGCGUAGAUGCGCAUGCACUUAUGUCCCAGGAACCUCUAGUAAUUCUGGACUGCCGAAAGGAUAUUCGAUUUGCAAAGAACCCGUUGGCGUUGUCAAUGCAUGUGCAGUUCUUUUUGGGUGUCCCGAUCUUUGUGAAAGAUUCGGGUGUGGUCGUUGGCGCUAUGUGCAUCGCCGAUACGAAGGCUCGCAACAAAGUUAAGGGUUCGGACCUGCGUGCGCUACAGCUUAUUGCAUCACGCAUUAUCGACAAGAUGGAUGCGCAAAACAAUGAAGCGAUCGAGAAGAUUACGGAUGGCGUGAGGCUUUUGUAA